AGGAAAGCAUUGGGUUUCCCAGGACCACAACCCCACCUCCUUCAGCAGGCAAUCCUCCUUCAUCCCAUACCCUUAUAUAUAGGGCUUGUACCCCCAUCAUCCUCUCUGGAUCCAGCAGUGCUACAUCCAUUGCCUGAAGCCCUUGCAGGCAGGGCCAGUCCUUGCAGCCUCCAUGAUGUGGGAGCUCCGCUCUGUCGCCUUCACCCGGGCUGUCCUGGCAGAAUUUCUGGCCACCCUGGUCUUCAUCCUCUUCGGCCUGGGCUCUGCUCUGAACUGGCCUUCAGCUUCUGCCCCGAGCAUCCUUCAGAUUGCAUUGGCUUUUGGCUUGGCUAUCGGCACGCUGGUCCAAGCUCUGGGGCACAUCAGCGGAGCUCACAUCAACCCAGCAGUGACAGUAGCUUGCCUUAUUGGUUCCCACGUCUCCUUCCUGCGUGCAGUCUUCUAUGUGGUGGCCCAGCUCCUGGGGGCUGUGGCAGGGGCUGCCAUCCUACACGAGAUCACCCCAGCCGACUCGAGGGAAGGCUUGGCCAUCAACAAGCUGCACAAUGAGACGACGACAGGGCAGGCGGUGACUGUCGAGCUCUUCCUCACCUUCCAGCUCGUCCUCUGCAUCUUUGCUUCCACUGAUGAACGCCGGGAGGACAACGUGGGGUCUCCUGCUCUGUCCAUUGGCCUUUCUGUUGCCGUUGGACAUCUCCUUGGGAUCCGUUACACUGGUUGCUCCAUGAACCCAGCCAGAUCCUUUGCCCCAGCUGUAAUUGUUGGAGACUUCAGUGAUCAUUGGGUCUUUUGGGUGGGCCCCCUGGUUGGGGCAGCAGCCGCAUCCAUCAUCUACAAUUACAUUCUGUUCCCACAAUCCAAAACCUUCUCGGAGAGGCUCGCCAUCUUCAAGGGCAUGGAGCCAGAGGAGGACUGGGCAGAGCGCGAGGCACGGCGGCGGCAGUCGGUUGAGCUGCACUCCCCACAGACCCUGCCAAGGGGGAUGUCUGAGAAGGUUUUCUAACUUUAGAGGAAAGCACCGUUCAAGCAAAGCCACCAGGGUAGCAGCAGGGACAAGCUCAUGCUGGAGUCCCACCUUCAAGUCCCCCUCGCGGGAGGCAGCGCGGUGGAGCUCGUUGCCCUUCUCGAGGCGCUGCAGAGAGGUGUUAUUACAGGCGUUUGCUGGGUGUGGAGGUUGCCACCCGAUGCCUCAUUGCUUUUGAACUCUGCUCACCCUUCUCCCACUUCUUCUCGCUGCCCAGCUGUUUGCACACACACUCUUUGCCUUGAGGAUCUCACAACCUGCAAGUUUUGCUGCUGCAAGGAACCCAAGCACACUUAUGACCCAUAGUGGAAUGCAGAUGCCCUUUGCUUUUGCUGACUGGAAGAGUGUCCUCGGGUUCCCUCUGACCCCAUCAGGGAGCUCUUGCAACUGCUCCCUCCCGUGAUGAUGAGAAACCUCCUAAUUUUCAGCCCUAGAUAAUCCACAGCUUGGCUGUUCUUGGACCACUGCUGUCCUUCAGCUUCAACACUUUUUCUUUCUGAAUGAAUUUUGCUUUCUUUCCUCCAUUCCCAUCCUACCCUGAUUUCAGAUGAGUAAUACAAAGCAUUUCAGAUAUGAGGUUCUCCGACUCUUGCUUUCAUAGAUGCACCACACCAAUGGUUCUUGACCAUCCCAUCCUUUCAUCAGAACCUGGUUACAGCCACUAGAGUAGUCAAAGAAUUUGGGUUUGUCUUUGGGACAUGCCUUAGCUCUUUUAAGCAUUAAAUUUAAUCUAAUUUCUGUUACUCAGCCUCACAGUUAUGCAUUUCCCGCAUGACAUCCUCUUUCUGUUGACGAUAUCUCCCUCAUAUUGCACUGUCACAGAACAUCACCACCUCAUUUAGGAUUUUGCUGCUAAGGUCGUUAAUGGAAGUAUUCAGUAAGAUGGGCAUCAGUGUCUCUUCCCUUGUCCAUUGAUUAGGCAAAACAAUCAAUGUGUUCCAGGAAAACCCAAACACGUCUACCCAGAAUUUAUCCUGACAAUGAACCUCUACAGACAACACCAUACAGCUGAUUGAUGAUAAUUUUUUUCAGUGUUGAAGUUAAUUACAUGCCCUCAGAUCCAAGCAUUUAAGUUAUUCUGUACCACGACAAUGUUUAAGACACAUAAACUGCAAAGAGACCUAUGGAUGAGUUCUAGUGCCUAAUAACUUACUGUGCUCUUUCAAAUAAAGUACUUUAAAUUCACUUCUA
Messenger RNA from Coturnix japonica (Japanese quail), 2215 nucleotides. RefSeq names its product aquaporin 2 (gene AQP2). Gene Ontology annotation, molecular function: water channel activity. Gene Ontology annotation, cellular component: apical plasma membrane; plasma membrane. Gene Ontology annotation, biological process: water transport; transmembrane transport. NCBI's taxonomy places the organism in Eukaryota, Metazoa, Chordata, Aves, Galliformes, Phasianidae. The record is from RefSeq and is a predicted model, not a curated record.